Nymphaea colorata (pocket water lily) is the source of this 2257-nucleotide messenger RNA. RefSeq names its product protein EDS1L-like. The record is from RefSeq and is a predicted model, not a curated record. Bases 141 to 2072 code for a protein of 643 amino acids. Gene Ontology annotation, biological process: lipid metabolic process; defense response. NCBI's taxonomy places the organism in Eukaryota, Viridiplantae, Streptophyta, Magnoliopsida, Nymphaeales, Nymphaeaceae. The transcript is spliced from 3 exons.
CAACGGCAUCUAGUGUGAUCUUAUCUUCACCGUCCAUCGCCUCCAGAUUAAAAGACAACUACUUACUUCUAUAUAAUUGACAUCGCCGGACCUCGCCCCAUAGAGUUCUCUUCCCCGUCGCUCAGCUCAUCAAGUAGACGAUGGCUUCAUUCUCCGACGACACUCUGAGCCUCAUCAAGAACCUGUUGGAAAAACAAGGCACCAACUUUUCCCUUCUCCCGAAGCCGAAAAGAGAUGAUUUCCGUUGCACCAAACUCAAGUCCGGGCACCACGUCUUUGAGUUUCUGGCGAGCUGGUCGGUCUCCGAUUGGUAUGGCGACUAUAACUUCGGCGCCUCUCGGAUUGGUGAUCUCGACUCCAACGGUGACUAUUUCCCGUCGCUCAAAGUGCUCGGUACCGGCGACUUUGCAACGGUCAACCGGGCUUUCUUCGGCAGGUUCAAGCAGAUCUCGGCCGAUCUACGGAGAGAGGUGGAUAAGGUUUUGGAGAAGAAGAAGGAGAAAGGAAAGGGGAAAGUACCAGAGAUUGUAUUCACUGGUCACUCCAAUGGAGGAGCAAUAGCAAUCUUGGCUACAGUGUGGUUCCUGGAACAAUACAGACACUCCAAGGUCACACCUCUCUGCGUCUCUUACGGCGCUCCUCUGGUCGGAGACAAGAUCUUCGGCCAUGCCGUAAGGCGGGAGCAACUUCUUCACGAGAUCAACAAGAGCUGGGCCUCCUGCUUCAUCAACGUCGUCUCGAUUAGGGACCUCGCCCCUCGAAUCCUCCUCUCUCCUCUCAAAGAUCUUAAUAAAGAUUAUCUGGAAUCAGUUUUCCAGACGUGGGAAAAGAAAGGAAAAGACACGACAUUAUCGACUCCUGCCAAUCGUGAAUUAUGUGAGGAUUUCUUCACCAACUUGGUGAAUAAUGCCUUCGCGGUGGCGAGCUACGACUCUUGCGUGCUGAAGAGCUCCGCCGGUGGCGGCUCUCUCUUGGAAGCCGUAAAGGAUUUGGUAGAGCUGAGUCCCUACCGGCCCUUUGGGAGCUUCCACUUCUGUGUUGGCGACGGGAAGACACUGUUGAGGGUGGACAACCAUGACGCCGUGCUGCAGAUACUCUUCUACUCCCUUCAGCUGCACGGCGAAGGGAUCGAUGUGCGUCAGGCUGUGCAAGGAAGCGUGGAAGAGCAUCUGCACUACGAAAGCAGGACAAAAGACUUGAACCUUAUCUCUCUUUUGGAUAACUUGAAUCAGCUCCCACUCUCCCCCCAAAAUAAUUUCAACCCUGCUUUCGAGGCACUUGGACUUAGCACAGAAGCCAGGCUAAGCUUGAGAGGUGCUGGGGAGAUGGAGGCGGAAAGAUUGAACAACUUGAAGAGAGUGGAAGGGCACAAAGAGGUCAUUACCAAGUGCCUGGAAAAGCUGAAGGAAUAUCAAGCCGCAUGCAGCCAAGGGACGGGCUACUACGAUGCAUUCAAGAUGCAGGAACAUGAGAGCGACUUCAACGCUAAUGUGCAUAGGCUGGAGCUGGUUGGCCUGUGGGAGGAGGUCCGUGAAUUGCUCAAGGUGUUCGAGCUGCCCGACUCGUUCGAGGUGAACCCCGAGUGGGUGGCGCUGGGCACCAGGAUCCGCGUCUUGAUGGAGCCCAUCGACAUCGCCAACUUCUAUCGGCACUACAAGGGGGACCAAACCGGGCAAUACCAGACACAGUCGCGAGCAAGGCCCAACUACUACAAGUACCCUGAGAAUUGGCUGCAGCACAUGAGGAGGUGCAGGGAAAAGGAGGACCCACUGAGGAAGGAGGAAUGGUUUAACUGGACCAUGGAUUCAUGCUUCUGGGCGAGGUUGGAGAAUAUGUGCCAAGACAAGGAAAAGAAGGGAUUUCAAUCCAUAGAGAGUGUUGUUACUCAAUUCGAGAAGCAGGUGCUUGAAUGGCUCGACAGUAAGCAGCUGGACGAAGCUGUGCUUGCGCAAUCGCCUACCUUCCGAAAGUGGUGGGAAAUGUUACCACAGAGCCACAAGGAAAAGGGGGAACCCGAGAUCUCUCGUAUUGCCCUUCUCAUCAACAAUGGUGGUCCGUCUGCUGUGAACUAGAACAUAACUUCCGGCGAAAUCAUAAACCCUGCCGUCAUGCCAAAAGGGGAAGUUUGUUUUCUAGUAACAACUUAGAUCGUGUCACCUUGCAAGUUGCGCUAAAUAAAUUUGGGAACGAAUGUUUUCAUGCUCAAAAGGGUGCUUGGAAUUUUACUUUCUUAACUAGACUUGCUGUGUUUCCACCC